GGGGUGGAUUCUUCGUCGUCCAACUACUUGUCAGCUUGCAGGCUUUCAUUCUCUUGAAACUUAGGUCUUGCAGGCGCCUGUCUUCUCUCACGACUACCUCUAAAAGAUUCUAAAAUCUCUCAAUAUGUCUCAAGGAAGCAAGCCCGAUGUUUCAGAAGUUGCCAAGUUCGAUGCCGCUAACCUAAAGCACGUGCAAACGAAAGAAAAGAACACAUUGCCGUCGGAUGAAACCAUCAAGCAGGAGCUUCAGCCCGAUGAGUUUCCCGACCGUGCCGAGGUGAAAAGUUUUGAGAAAUCCAAGCUACAGCACGUUGAAACGAAGGAGAAAAAUACACUGCCCACCAAAGACACUAUUGCUGAUGAGAAGAGGACGGCGCCUUUCUCUGGGGUCGAGGUAUUCCAGAAAAAUAAACUUAAGCAUGUGGAAACGCUGGAGAAAAAUCCUCUUCCGGACGCGCAAAAUAUCCGAGCUGAAAUGAUGCCAGAGGUGUUGCCUGACCGCUCAGAAGUAGCCAAGUUUGACACAAGCAAGCUCAAACAUGUGGAAACAAAAGAGAAAGUUGUCAUGCCAACAAAAGAUGUCAUUGAGGCAGAAGCUAUUGACUCAAGAGCUGAAGUGAAGUCAUUUGACCACUCCAAGUUGAAGCAUGUGGUCACACAAGAGAAGAACCCCCUGCCCACCCCCCAGACUCUUCAUGAAGAACUUAUCCCAAAGAACAAGCCUGAUCGCUCAGAAGUUGCAUCAUUUGACCAUACCAAGCUGAAGCAUGUGACCACACAGGAGAAGAGCAUUAUGCCUUCACAAGAAGAUAUUAAAGAAGAAGCUGUUGAUUCUAGAGCUGAAGUGAAAUCUUUCGACCACUCUAAGCUUAAGCAUGUGGAAACUGUUGAAAAAAACCCACUGCCUUCCGCCGCUGUACUCAAAGAGGAGAUGAGACCAGAGGUACUGCCUGAUGUGUCAGCAGUUGCAUCAUUCGAUGCUAGCAAACUCAAGCAUGUUGAAGUGCAAGAGAAGAAUCCACUACCAACAAAAGAUGACAUUACCACUGAAAGCACUGAAACCCGUGCAGAGGUGAAGACCUUUGAUCACUCGAAACUCAAGCACGUACAAACUGAGGAAAAGAACCCACUACCAGAUGCUAAAACGAUCGCACAGGAGAAAGCCUCUUGAGCCAUCUCAAGUAGAUAAUUAACAUGCAUUGUAGGACUUUCAUAUUAACACCAUUUUAUAAGCCUAAAGUCACAAAUAGAGGAAAACAUUAAAAAACCUUGUAGAGAUUAUAAGUAAUUCUUAUAUACAAAUUUUACUCACAACUUGUAAGGAAUGCAUUGGGAUCUAUUGUACAACAAGCAAGUUAUGAAACCAGUUGUGUAGGUGCAUUUGUUAAGUAAUGUGUAUGGACUUUUCCAACAUAAAUAGUGAAGGGAUUGUGGACUUGUGUAAGCAAUAAAGCAAUGGUAAAAACCUGUUGAAUAAAGAUAAAACAUUUUGUGAGUAAA
Messenger RNA from Nematostella vectensis (starlet sea anemone), 1500 nucleotides. RefSeq lists its product as uncharacterized. The record is from RefSeq and is a predicted model, not a curated record. Gene Ontology annotation, cellular component: cytosol. NCBI's taxonomy places the organism in Eukaryota, Metazoa, Cnidaria, Anthozoa, Actiniaria, Edwardsiidae. Gene Ontology annotation, molecular function: actin monomer binding. The transcript has 10 exons. Gene Ontology annotation, biological process: actin filament organization. Bases 125 to 1171 code for a protein of 348 amino acids.